CCGCCGGGCCUGCCUUCUGCGCAGGUGCGAUAGAGUGUAGGAAGUAAAGGAACAGCUGACCGACCCCUCUCCCGGCUGGUGUGGUUUGCCCGGUUGCGGCUUCGGAGCCAUGAACUUAGCGAAGAGUAGUCCACGGAGGAUGGCUACCACAGAUGGGGGGCAGAUACGCUUCAGUGGUCAUACCUUAGAUAAAGCGACUAAGGCAAAAGUGCAUUUAGAAAAUUAUUAUUCAAAUCUUAUUGCACAGCAUAUGGAAAGGAAAAAUAGUCAUGGAAGACUCAUCCUAUCACUAACAGAAGAAAGUAAUAGUAAAAAACAAAAACAAGAAAAGAGAAUGCAGCAUGCUAUGAAGGAAACUGAAUUUUUGAGGUUAAAACGAUCUAGAUUAGGGGUUGAAGAUUUUGAACCACUUAAAGUUAUUGGAAGAGGUGCUUUUGGUGAAGUGAGACUCGUUCAGAAAAAAGAUACAGGACAUGUUUAUGCGAUGAAGAUUUUAAGGAAGGCUGAUAUGUUAGAAAAAGAACAAAUUGCGCAUGUUCGAGCUGAGCGUGAUGUAUUAGUUGAAGCAGAUCAUCAGUGGGUUGUUAAAAUGUAUUAUAGCUUUCAAGAUGCCAUUAAUCUAUAUCUUAUUAUGGAAUUUCUUCCUGGAGGUGAUAUGAUGACUUUAUUAAUGAAAAAAGAUACUUUAUCUGAAGAAUGUACACAAUUUUAUAUUGCCGAAACUGCCUUGGCUAUAGAUUCCAUUCAUAAAUUAGGAUUCAUACAUCGAGAUAUAAAGCCGGAUAAUUUAUUGUUAGAUGCUAGGGGUCACAUCAAACUUUCUGAUUUUGGAUUAUGUACAGGUCUGAAGAAAUCACAUAGGACGGAAUUUUAUCGUGAUCUAUCUCAAGCAAAACCUAGUGAUUUUACUUCAAAUCCAAUGGAUUCAAAAAGAAGAGCAGAAAGUUGGAAAAAGAACAGAAGGCAACUAGCUUAUUCAACUGUAGGUACACCAGAUUAUAUAGCCCCUGAAGUUUUUAUGCAAACAGGUUACAACAGUGCUUGUGAUUGGUGGUCUUUAGGUGUUAUUAUGUAUGAAAUGCUUAUUGGAUAUCCUCCGUUCUGUUCGGAAACUCCUCAGGAAACAUAUAGAAAAGUCAUGAAUUGGAGAGAGACGUUAAUCUUUCCACCAGAAGUGCCAAUAUCUAACGAAGCCAGAGAUUUAAUACAGAGAUUUUCUUGUGAAUCAGAAAAGCGCAUAGGAGCUAACGGUGGCGUGGAGGAAAUAAAACAACAUCCGUUUUUUAAGGGCGUCGAUUGGGAACACAUUAGGGAGAGGCCGGCGGCCAUUCCGGUGGAAGUGAAAAGCAUCGACGACACUUCGAAUUUCGACGAGUUUCCGGACGUCGAUUUAAAAAUUCCCGCAGCACCAGUACCGGCCAAGGACGGCGAUCCCGGAUACAAAGACUGGGUAUUUAUUAAUUAUACUUUCAAGAGAUUCGAGGGACUGACUCAAAGAGGAGCGAAAUUGACGAAGAGAAGUUAAUGGAACGGAUCUUAACCCGUGUUUAGACUGUGAUGUUCUGCCAGAUGCCACGUUGCCUCUAACUCGGUGCAAUCUUUGGUUGGUCGACGGCUCGCCCUUAAGUGCAAAUCCUCUGUAGUCUCCCGCGUCGUCACCGGUCGACAGCGGCUUUCUUUCGUCGCCUCGCAAGUAGAAAGUCUGCAGAAUUUAGACGUAAAACAAAAUUAGCGCCCCUACCAGGUUUGUAGGCGCUGUAAAUAGAACGGGCACCGACACGUGAUAACCGCGCACCUUGCACUCGUCGGGCUCCGCUAAAUUAUUUUGUGUUCCCGGCCGACACCGGUUAGCUUAUAGCGGUUCGUGAUCUCAAUUUCCAAUAAGUGAUACGUCGUUAGCCUUUUUAUUUCAUCGGUUUGUAUUACGAGUAAUUUAACUUUUCUUUUAAUCGAAAUAAGCAGCAAAACUGUUUAAAAUACCAAUAAUUUAAGUCGUGUUUUGUAAGUUAAUAAUUUAUUCCAAGGUAGAAUUUUAAUGGGAUUUUCGCCGGGUGGCAAAAAUCCACGCCAAAUUUUGUCGACGACUUUGGGUUCAUACUUAAGUUUGCUUGGCGGGGAAAUCGUAAUCUAAGAACGAAAAGAAAAAGUUCGUUUUAGUACAGUUUCUCGUUGCCGAGAAACUUCAAUCGUGGUAAAAAGUUAUUCUAAUUUGGAAAGUAAUUUAUUAUCGUCAGUUUCCAUCGGAACGUUAAUAAUUCUGUUUAGAAACUUUUUUUUUUCGAUAGAUUUUUCGUGCGUCUCGUUUUUCCCGGGG
Messenger RNA from Centruroides sculpturatus (bark scorpion), 2314 nucleotides. RefSeq names its product serine/threonine-protein kinase tricorner-like. NCBI's taxonomy places the organism in Eukaryota, Metazoa, Arthropoda, Arachnida, Scorpiones, Buthidae. Bases 110 to 1525 code for a protein of 471 amino acids. The record is from RefSeq and is a predicted model, not a curated record. Gene Ontology annotation, biological process: peptidyl-serine phosphorylation; intracellular signal transduction. Gene Ontology annotation, molecular function: ATP binding; protein serine/threonine kinase activity. The transcript has 13 exons.